AUGGGAAACCUUAAGUCCAAAACAGUUAGGACACAGACGGCACCACCGACUCCACCAUCACCGAGGACUGGACCUGCUGCUCGAAGACAGAAAAGGAGUGAAGUAGGUGGUCAGGCUGCCGAAGGAGAUAACAGUGAAAUGAAGAUUUUAGUGGAUAAAAGCGUACAAAUUCAUCCUGAGAUGAUGGAAAAGAAUACAUCAAUGAAGAGUUUUUGCAUUCCAGCAGUGGCAUUUGAAACUUGUUCCACAAAUAUGCCAAUGCAUAGAGAUUAUUCACUUUCUGAGAUUCUCACCUCCGUAGAUGAUCACAAUUUUCUGGAUUUUGCCAAGUCUACAGGUAGUUUUGAAGAAGAGCUGCUUGCGGACAUCUUGGUGGACGCAACGUCCUUCACAAGCGAUGAACUAGAUCCCUGUGUUGAUGUGGUGCAGUGUCUAAAUCAACUCCUUGUUGAUUUGGAGGAACGAUCCCUCGAAAAGAUGCUAUUUGGCACCUCUACCGUUUCCGCAAUGAAUAAACGUCCGCUUCAGCCAACACCAGUAGCUGCAUGUGCCAAACGGCGAAGAAUUGAGACAAAUGAUGACUAUGGAAGCAAGAUGGAUUCUCCUGACAUGGAUUUCAGAUUCAUGGCUCUAAAUGACCUGAUCGUUGGCAUUCAAUCUCAGUCGUUAACUCGGAAUAUUUUGAGCCCUAAGCUUGUUCAAAAGACUCUUCAGCUCCUUGAAGAUGUUAAUGGAGAGGUACAAACUUUGGCUGUCAACGCCGUUUCGGCUUUGUUUCCGGUGGUAUUGGAAAGUGAGCGCUCUAUGAUUGUGGAAGCAGUCGUUGCUGGGUUGUUUCACUCUGACAAUGAGCGCUUCAGGAGUGUGUCCAUUUUAGCUCUGAGGGCAAUGGUUAAUGCAACGCCUCCAGAUAACAUCAAACUUAUAUGCAUUCUUGCUACUCGUUCGAUUCCAACUCUUAUUGAGUCGGUCCGUAGUGGUAAUUCCAUUCAAGUUGAAUGCUGCGAAAUUCUUGGAGAUAUGGUUUCGAGGUUCGGCGAAAACCUAUUACCCUUCCAUCCCAAUAUUGUGAAGUGCAUGUUCCAAGCUCUGAAUAGUUCGCAACCGUCUCUACGCAAACGCGCUGUUCAAAUGGUCACAAACUUUCUUUCCUUUGAAGACACUUACGCUACUCUGCUUGCAUUUGUAAAAGACCGAUUUGAAAAUGUACUAAAUCGGGCUGGGCUUGGAACAAACCCCGAUCAGCAGCAAGUUUCAAAGGGAGAGGAGGAACUGACCAUAUCGUACUUUAAAAUUGCACUUCAGUGUCUCGUCGCAUUAGCUCGCAAUGCGGAAUGCCUCGCUUCCCAGGCCUCAGAUCUCCUGUGCAACGGGCUAAUUCUUCACCUCCUGGACGGCAACAUAAACGACACCAUUAUGCCUCACUUGAAACGCGAGUUUGGUGAUUUCUACCCAGCCGAUGCUGCUAACGAAUUCAGAGAAUUGGGUCUACAAUGCCUUGACAACCUGCUUCGGGCACGUCAGCGUACUGCCACGCAGUCUUCACAUCUGUCUCGUUUGUUGGAUACAAACUUCCAGAAGAUUGCUUAUGUUCUGGCCUCUAUGGUAUCUUACGAUCCCAACUGCGUUUCAACUCAUGCUGUAGGUGUGUUUAGUGGGCGUUUCACUUCUCAAGGGCUGGCAAAUCACUUUGCAGCUUUCUCCCAUUGUAGUUACCUGUUGAAAUUCAUCAAAGGUGUCGACUCUUCAGAACCUCAAGAUUCCUCUCCUAGCACGGUUGUAUUGGGUAGCAGUGGCGAUGACGACGAUUCAAAGGACGCUGAUGAUGAUGACGCCCAUCCUGAGAGCAUGGAUUAUGAGGAUAUGGAUGGAGAUGACGGUGACGACGAGGAGGAGGACGAUGAGGAUGAUGAUACGAGUUGGAAGGUUCGACGUACUGCGGCCAAAGUGAUGGAUACGUGUGUUCAAGCCUAUCAGGAGAAGCUGGGACACUUUUACGCCUACUUCGCUCCCGUACUCAUCACUCGUCUAUCCGAGGAUCGAAAUGAGUCGGCACGGCUGGAGCUUUUUAGCUGUUUGAACUCCAUGGUAAGAGCCACAACAUUAAAGAAUCCAAACAGCCUGACCAUUCGCCUUGGUCAACAGAGUGCUCAGUCCAUGCUUCUGCGACUCCUGCCAGGCAUCUUCCAGAACAUCCAGCCAUUCAUUUCAGCCUCCUCGCCCAAGCGUAGCAGAUCUCAAAUGAGCAGUUAUUGCGUAAAAACGACUCCUGCUUCCCACCAGGCGGUGGUGAAUCUCAUUCGUGCACUAGCGACUGCCUUACCCGGCCAUCUCACUGCUCACUUGCCAACCAUCGUGCUGAUGGUGAAGGGUGAUCUCAGGUGA
Molecule: messenger RNA, 2385 nt
Organism: Hydatigera taeniaeformis
Lineage: Eukaryota; Metazoa; Platyhelminthes; Cestoda; Cyclophyllidea; Taeniidae
Source: the annotation of a GenBank genome assembly